AUGUUGCGACAUCCUCAAGCGGCGGCGCGGCGCGUCCAGCUCGCUAAUGCGCUGUCCGCCGCUCUAGUCGCCGGGUGCAGACCGCCAUCCCGCCAGCGCCUCUGCCAGCCGACCGUGUUGUUUUCGAGGACGUUUACGAUCUCACAUCUACGACAUGCCGACGUCACCGUCAAGGUGCCGCAGAUGGCCGAGUCUAUCAGCGAGGGCACCCUAUCUCAAUUGCUAAAGAAGGUCGGCGAGCGCGUCGAGGCCGACGAGGAAUUGGCGACGAUCGAGACGGACAAGAUCGACGUGUCCGUCAACGCACCGGAGGCGGGCAUCGUUGCGCAAGUUUUUGUUCAAGAGGGCGACGUUGUGACCGUAGGUCAGGACCUUGUUCAGUUGGAGACCGGCGUUGCCGUUGAAGGCGCACAACAAGCGGCGGGAAAGGAGAAGACCCAGGCCUCCACUGAGCCUCCCAUUGCUGCCAGCAAACCGCAGUCAGAAAGCAAGCCUGCUUCCGAGGCAACCGAGACAGGCACCACAAAAGCUCCUCCUGAAGACCAGGUCAAGAAAUCACCUGGAACGGAGCAGCCAGCUGCGAAACAGCAAAAUGAGAAAGCGCCAUCCACCUCCGUCGAGUCGACGGGACAGCUGGCGCGAAGCGAGCGUAGUGAGAAAUUGUCUCGCAUGCGCAAAACGAUAGCGACACGACUCAAGCAGUCACAAGAUACCUGCGCUUCCUUGACGACCGUGCAGCGUCUCGACAUGACCAACCUCAUGGCCUGGCGCGCGAAAUACAAGGAAGCCAUUGCCGAGUCCCAGGGCGUAAAACUUGGCUACAUGGGAGCAUUCGCCAAAGCCGCCACCUUGGCCGCGCAGCAGGUGCCACGAAUCAACGCAAGUAUCGACACGGAUCGCGAGAUCAUCACAUACCGCGACUACAUCGACAUCAGUAUCGCCGUGUCCACGCCCAAAGGACUUGUCACACCAGUGGUGCGAGACUGCGAAACAAAGAACGUAGUCGAGAUCGAGCGAGACAUUGCAGCGAUAGCGAAGAAGGCCCGAGAUGGCAAGUUGACGAUGGAUGAUCUCGAGGGUGGCAACUUCUCCAUCAGCAACCCCGGAAUCUUCGGCUCCAUGUUCGGCACGCCGUUGAUCAACUAUCCCCAGGCGGCUGUCUUUAACAUGAAUGCGAUCAAGGAGGACGUUGUGGCGAUCGACGGAAAGCCCGAGAUUCGUCCUAUGAUGUACAUCGCACUGACGUACGACCAUCGCUUGAUAGACGGCCGGGAGGCUGUCGCAUUCCUCAACUUCGUGAAGGGAUACAUCGAGGACCCGGCAAAGAUGCUGCUAUUCUAG
Purpureocillium lilacinum is the source of this 1341-nucleotide messenger RNA. RefSeq lists its product as uncharacterized. The record is from RefSeq and is a predicted model, not a curated record. Gene Ontology annotation, molecular function: dihydrolipoyllysine-residue succinyltransferase activity. Gene Ontology annotation, cellular component: mitochondrion; oxoglutarate dehydrogenase complex. Lineage: Eukaryota; Fungi; Ascomycota; Sordariomycetes; Hypocreales; Ophiocordycipitaceae. Gene Ontology annotation, biological process: tricarboxylic acid cycle.